CCCCUUCUUACAGCCAGGGGAAAGGGAAUGCCCAAUUCAGAGAGACAUGGGGGCAAGAAGGACGGGAGUGGAGGAGCUUCUGGAACUUUGCAGCCGUCAUCGGGAGGUGGCAGCUCCAACAGCAGAGAGCGUCACCGAUUGGUGUCGAAGCACAAGAGGCAUAAGUCCAAGCACUCCAAAGACAUGGGGUUGGUGACCCCCGAAGCAUCCUUGGGUACAGUUAUCAAACCUUUGGUGGAGUAUGAUGACAUCAGCUCUGAUUCAGACACCUUCUCUGACGACAUGGCCUUCAAAUUAGAUAGGAGGGAGAAUGAUGAACGUCGUGGAACGGAUCGGAGCGACCGCCUGCACAAACAUCGUCACCACCAGCACAGGCGUUCCCGGGACUUACUAAAAACUAAACAGACCGAAAAAGAAAAAAACCAGGAAGUCUCCAGCAAGUCAGGAUCGAUGAAAGACCGAGUAUCAGGAAGUUCAAAGCGUUCAAAUGAGGAGAACGAUGACUAUGGUAAGGCACAGAUAUCCAAGAGCAGCAGCAAGGAAUCCAGGUCAUCCAAACUCCAUAAGGAAAAGACCCGGAAAGAACGUGAGCUAAAGUCUGGACACAAAGAUCGGAGUAAAAGUCAUCGAAAAAGGGAAACACCCAAAAGUUACAAAACAGUGGACAGCCCCAAACGGAGAUCCAGGAGUCCCCACAGGAAAUGGUCUGACAGCUCCAAACAAGAUGACAGCCCCUCAGGAGCUUCUUAUGGUCAAGAUUAUGACGUUAGUCCUCCGAGAUCUCAUACCUCUAGCAAUUAUGACUCCUACAAGAAGAGUCCUGGAAGUACCUCAAGAAGGCAGUCCAUCAGCCCACCUUACAAGGAGCCUUCUGCCUAUCAGUCCGGUACUCGGUCCCCCAGCCCCUACAGUAGACGACAGAGGUCUGUGAGUCCUUACAGCCGGAGACGGUCGUCCAGCUAUGAAAGGAGUGGCUCUUACAGCGGGAGAUCACCCAGUCCCUAUGGUCGAAGGCGCUCCAGCAGCCCUUUCAUGAGCAAGCGGUCUCUCAGUCGAAGUCCGCUCCCCAGUAGGAAAUCCAUGAAGUCCAGAAGUAGAAGUCCUGCAUAUUCAAGACACUCAUCUUCUCAUAGUAAAAAGAAGAGAUCUGGGUCACGAAGUCGUCAUUCCAGUAUCUCACCGGUCAGGCUUCCACUGAAUUCCAGCCUGGGAGCUGAACUCAGUAGAAAAAAGAAGGAGAGAGCAGCUGCUGCAGCUGCAGCAAAAAUGGAUGGAAAGGAAUCAAAGGGUUCACCUAUAUUUUUACCUAGGAAAGAGAACAGUUCAGUGGAGGCUAAGGAUUCAGGCUUGGAGUCUAAAAAGUUACCCAGAGGUGUAAAAUUGGAAAAAUGUGCCCCAGAUACUGAACUGGUGAAUGUAACGCAUUCAAAUACAGAGGUCAAAAAUUCUGUAGAUACAGGGAAGGUAAAGUUGGAUGAGAACUCUGAGAAGCAUCCUGUUAAAGAUUUGAAAGCACAGGGAACAAGAGACUCUAAACCCAUAGCACUGAAAGAGGAGAUUGUUACUCCAAAGGAGACAGAGACACCAGAAAAGGAGACCCUUCCACCUCUCCCCAUAAUUACUUCUCCUCCACCUCCUUUACCAACUACUACACCUCCACCUCAGACACCCCCUUUACCACCUUUGCCUCCACUACCAACUAUUCCACAACAACCACCUCUGCCUCCUCCCCAACCAACAUUUAGUCAGGUUCCUAUUCCUAGUAGUUCAACUUUUCCCUCUUCUACUCAUCCAAGGACAUCUACUCUGUCCUCUCAGGCAAAUUCUCAGCCCCCUGUACAGGUUUCAAUGAAGACUCAAGUAACUGUAACAGCUGCUAUUCCACACUUGAAAACUUCCACGUUGCCUCCUCUGCCCCUCCCACCCUUGUUACCUGGAGAUGAUGACAUCGAUAGCCCAAAAGAAAUUCUUCCUUCAAAACCUGUAAAGAAAGAGAAGGAACAGAGGACACGUCACUUACUCACCGACCUCCCUCUCCCUCCUGAGCUCCCUGGUGGGGAUCCAUCUCCCCCAGACUCUCCAGAGCCAAAGGCAAUUACACCACCUCAGCAACCAUACAAAAAGAGACCAAAAAUUUGUUGUCCUCGUUAUGGAGAAAGACGACAAACAGAAAGUGACUGGGGGAAACGAUGUGUGGACAAGUUUGAUAUUAUUGGGAUUAUUGGAGAGGGAACCUAUGGCCAAGUAUAUAAAGCCAAGGACAAAGACACAGGAGAACUAGUAGCUCUGAAGAAGGUGCGAUUAGACAAUGAGAAAGAGGGAUUCCCAAUUACAGCCAUUCGUGAGAUCAAAAUUCUUCGUCAGUUAAUCCACCGAAGUGUUGUUAACAUGAAGGAAAUUGUUACAGAUAAACAAGAUGCACUGGAUUUCAAGAAGGACAAAGGUGCCUUUUACCUUGUAUUUGAGUAUAUGGACCAUGACUUAAUGGGAUUGCUAGAAUCUGGUUUGGUGCACUUUUCUGAGGACCAUAUCAAGUCAUUCAUGAAACAACUAAUGGAAGGAUUGGAUUACUGUCACAAAAAGAAUUUCCUGCAUCGGGAUAUUAAGUGUUCUAACAUUUUGCUGAACAACAGUGGUUGAGUGCCCCUGAAAGACUAUGGCUGGGCUCUCCUUUUUAAUUUUGAAAAAGGUCGUCCUUACACAAACAAAGUUAUUACUCUAUGGUACCGACCUCCUGAGCUGCUGCUGGGGGAAGAGCGCUAUACACCAGCCAUAGAUGUCUGGAGCUGCGGGUGCAUCCUUGGGGAACUGUUCACAAAGAAGCCUAUAUUUCAAGCCAAUCUGGAACUGGCUCAGCUAGAACUGAUCAGCCGUCUCUGUGGUAGCCCUUGUCCAGCUGUGUGGCCUGAUGUUAUCAAACUACCCUACUUCAACACUAUGAAACCGAAGAAGCAAUAUAGAAGGCGUUUGCGAGAAGAAUUUUCUUUCAUUCCUUCAGCAGCACUUGAUUUAUUGGACCACAUGCUGACACUAGAUCCUAGCAAGCGUUGCACAGCCGAACAGACCCUACAGAGUGACUUCCUUAAAGAUGUUGAGCUCAGCAAAAUGGCUCCUCCAGACCUCCCUCACUGGCAGGAUUGCCAUGAAUUGUGGAGUAAGAAACGGAGACGGCAACGACAAAGUGGUGUUGUGGUAGAAGAGCCACCUCCAUCCAAAGCCUCUCGGAAAGAAACUACCUCAGGGACAAGUGCUGAGCCUGUGAAGAACAGUAGCCCAGCACCACCUCAGCCUGCUCCUAGCAAGGUGGAGCCUGGGGCUGGGGAUGCAAUAGGCCUUGGUGACAUCACACAGCAGCUGAAUCAAAGUGAAUUGGCAGUGUUAUUGAACCUGCUACAGAGCCAAACUGACCUGAGCAUCCCUCAGAUGGCACAGCUGCUUAACAUCCACUCCAACCCAGAGAUGCAACAGCAGCUGGAAGCCCUGAACCAGUCUAUCAGUGCCCUGACAGAAGCCACUUCCCAGCAGCAAGACUCAGAGUCCAUAGCCCCAGAGGAGUCUUUGAAAGAGGCACCCCCUACUUCUGUAGUCCAGCCUUCAACAGAACAGACAACCUCUGAAGCUUCAAGCACACCAGCUGACAUGCAGAAUAUGUUGGCAGUUCUCUUGAGUCAGCUGAUGAAAACCCAGGAGCCAGCAGGCAACCUGGAGGAAAACAACAGUGACAAGAAUAGUGGGCCACAGGGGCCCCGAAGAACUCCCACAAUGCCACAGGAGGAGGCAGCAGAGAAGAGGCCCCCUGAACCCCCUGGACCUCCACCGCCGCCACCUCCACCCCCUCUGGUUGAAGGCGAUCUUUCCAGCGCCCCCCAGGAGUUGAACCCCGCCGUGACAGCCGCCUUGCUGCAACUUUUAUCCCAGCCUGAAGCAGAGCCUCCUGGCCACCUGCCACAUGAGCACCAGGCCUUGAGACCAAUGGAGUACUCCACCCGACCCCAUCCAAACAGGACUUACGGAAACACUGAUGGGCCUGAAACAGGUUUCAGUGCCACUGACACUGAUGAACGCAACUCUGGUCCAGCCUUGACAGAAUCCUUGGUCCAGACCCUGGUGAAGAACAGGACCUUCUCAGGCUCUGUGAGCCACCUUGGGGAGUCCAGCAGUUACCAGGGCACAGGGUCAGUGCAGUUCCCAGGGGACCAGGACCUCCGUUUUGCCAGGGUUCCCAUAGCAUUACACUCGGUGGUCGGGCAACCAUUCCUGAAGGCUGAGGGAAGCAGCAACUCUGUGGUACAUGCAGAGACCAAAUUACAAAACUAUGGGGAGCUGGGGCCAGGAACCACUGGGGCCAGCAGCUCAGGAGCAAACCUUCACUGGGGGGCCCCAACUCAGUCUUCUACUUAUGGAAAACUCUAUCGGGGACCUACAAGAGUCCCACCAAGAGGGGGAAGAGGGAGAGGAGUUCCUUACUAACCCAGAAACUUCGGUGUUCUGAAAGAUUCCUUCCCUAUCCAUCUUUUCAUCCAGUCCUCUGAACCUUUAAUGAAAUCACUUGCCAGAGUGAGGUAAUCAUCUGCAUUUGGCUACUGCAAAGCUGUCCGUUGUAUUCCUUGCUCACUUGCUAUUAGCAGGCGACUUACAAAAUAAUGAUGUGGGCAUCAGUUCCCCCUGGAUGGGUUAUAGCCAGAACAUGUACUUCAACUCUGUCUAGGAGAUACAGUAGAGAAUAUGGAGAGGGUCAUUAAAUUGAAAAGUCAAGGUUAUAUUAGUUUAUUGCCUGCAUUUCUUGAGCAGAAGAGAGAACAGUUUGUUUUGAGAUGGCUCAGGAGAGGCUCUCUUUGGCUUUUAAAGUUUUGGGAUUUUUGGUUGGUUGGAUUUUUUUUUUAAAGGUUUCUUUCUUUUGAAUUUUAAUUUAGAUUUUUUCCCCUUUAAAGAGAAUAGUGUUCACAAAAUUUGAACUGUUCUUAGGCUUUUGCUAGAAGGAAAACAGUGGUCUGGCUGAUUUAAAUAAAUGUUUCCUUCCUCUCCACAUCUCACUAUUUUUGCUUUUAAGUGAACACCCCUCUCCCCCACAAUUGAGCAUCUUGACCGUAUCUUUUUUCCAAGUAAAUUACUCAUCCUUAAAGUUUACUACACUUUGACAAAGGAUAUGCCCCUUUCCCUGCACAUAAAGCAGGUUGUAGAAAGUGGCAUUUAGGGGCAAGUAGGUAAACUUGCCCAGUUUCUUUCCUUUUGCCCAGUUUCUUUCCCGCCAUCUCUUGUCUCUACCUCUCCCUCUCUGGCCCCUCCUUCUCUACCUUCUCCAUCCUCCUUUGUUUUUGAGGCAUUUGUUUGGAAAAAACAUCGUUGAGAUGCCCAAGAACCUGGAAUUUUUUUUUUUUUAAUAAAGGAAAGGAAAUUCAAACUCCUACAUUGUUCUCUGUAACUCUUCAAUUCCAAAAUGUUUUUUUUUUUUUUUAAAAAAAAACAUGUUCUGAUGGGGAAAUUGAUUUGUAAAUGUGGAUAGCCUAGGACAUUGCUCUGAGCUGUGGUUAUAAAGAUGAUGCCUCCAUAUACCUAGAGGGCUAAUGAGAGCAGUUAGUUUAUUGUUUACACAUAUAUUUUUAUGUCAAAAAAGAAAAAAAAACGUUUCAAACAGAGCAUUGUGAUAUUGUCAAAGAGGGAAAAAGCCCUGAAAAUACAUGGAAAUGUAACCUAGUUUAGGGUGGUAUUUUUUUGAAGAUACAUCAACACCUGAUACCUUUUUUAAAAAAUAAUUUAAAAACAACAUAUCGUGAAAAAAAAAAAAGAAAAAAACAGUAUUGACAUGUACACAUCCCAGCAUGUAUAUCCUUCCAAUUAUUUAGGGAUUUUCCUCCACAGAGAUUUGAUUUUGGUUUUGGUUUUGGUAAAAAGGUUAAAAUGUAACUUCCUGGCAAUAAUUUUGCCUUAUCAUAUAAAYAGGAAAUGGAAGAAAAAAACUCUCAGGGUUGGAUAACUUGGGAGGUAUCUCAUUCUGGCUUCCAUUUCUAAAAGUACCAGCAUAUGGAGUGUUUUAAAAACAGAUACAUGUCAUAUAAUUUAUCUGCACAGACUUAGACCUUCGUGAAAUAUAGGUUAGUCCCUUUUUACAAAGAAAAGGCAAACAUUCUUUCGAAUCUUGGAGAAUAGUUUAAAGCUCAAGUGAAGUUUCAUGUUUCAAUGCCAAGUUCUUAUAUUAAAAAAUAAAAUCUACUUAUGACAGAAAGGUGCAUUAAUUUAAAAAACUUUAAAGAACCCUCUUCAGAUACUUACAUGAAGAUUAUUUCCCCUGUUACUGAAAAGAUAGAUGUUGGUGUGUGUAUUUGUUUAUUAUUCUCUGGUUUUUGGUCUGGCCUUGCCCUCAGGGCCAAACAUUGAUUAAUAAGAGAACCUUCUAGCCUUUUUGGUUUAAUGGCGUUUUAUACCAGUGUGUCAAAUUAGAUUUUCUAGGCACACUGAUAUACUAUCAGUAAAUUGCAUUAAAAAUUCAUCUAAACCUUCUGUCUGUUGACUUCUUAGUCCUCAGACAGGGGCCUUUGUAUUUUAGAAUAUUUGAAUUUGAGGUAUUGGUCACCCUCCCCUGUUUUUGAUUAAAGAAGCUGAGCCUGGGAUACUUUUUAAAGUAUCUGUUCAGUGAAAACAGAAUUGUUUUCCCAUUGAAUAUGAAUAAAAGUAUCUAUUUUUCAUUGUAUUUUGGUUAUCAGCAGUCACCAAUAAUGUUUUUCCCUCCCCUCUCCCACUCCUUAUUUUUAAUUAUGCCAAAUAUUCUGAAUAAUAUACUUAAGCUUCCAUUCCCCCAACCCUACUAGGGAAGGGGGUGGGUGUAUGUGUGUGAAUGUAUGUGUAUGUAUGGUCCCAUCUCACCCCCACCCCCAUUUUGGGAGCAUGACCUUUAAAAUGGGGGGGGGAAGUUUGGGAAGUUUUGACUAUUUCUAAAAGCAGAGGGGGAAAAGAUCUCAAAUAUCCUGGAAAUCUGUGUGAAGGAAGAAAAGGUAUUUCAUAAUUUUCCAGCUUAUGUUAUCUAUAAACAUGAUGGAAGUAAAGGUUUGGCUGAAUUUCAACUUGACUAUUGGAAAGUUACAAAUCCGAUUAAUUCCAUUCAAAAGUGGUUUUGGUUUUGUCUUAACUAUUGUACCGUGGAAGAUAUUAAGUCUAUUAAAUACAUUAUUUUGAACAGAUGAGAAAUCUGAUUCUGUUCCUGAAUGAGAGGCAAAACUGGUUUGACCAUGAUUUUGAAAACAAAUUUGCUUGACCCAGUUUCUUUAGUUGUUUUCUUCAACUGUCCAUAGGAAACAUAAGGAUUUGAAAACAUCAUCAGAUCUAAAUGUUUAAAGCCAGGGCAGUUAGCACAAAUUUGUAAGUAGGACUUCUGUUAGCUUAUGCCAUAGACAUCACCCAACCACUUGUAUGUGUGUGUGUAUAUAUAAUAUGCAUAUAUAGUUACAGUGCUAAAUGGUUACCAGCAGGUUU
Molecule: messenger RNA, 7467 nt
Organism: Urocitellus parryii (Arctic ground squirrel)
Lineage: Eukaryota; Metazoa; Chordata; Mammalia; Rodentia; Sciuridae
Source: RefSeq, a predicted model, not a curated record